AAAAUACAGUACCAGUAAAAUGGCUCCCUUUCCGCCACCAGAGGGCGCCCCAGGAAAGGAAUAAUGGCGCUGGCGCCAAAGCCUGGUCAAAGCCUAGGGCAUAAUUGGGUCUCUUCAGAGAAAGAAAGGGGGGUCCCAGACCCCUCCCCUUCUGCCAAAGAUGAGGCUUCCAGCCCAGGCUUUCCCCCAAUCUGAGUGCUUCAAGUUUGCAGUCUUUCCUCUUCCAGCCCCAGAGAGCCUUCUGGUUUGGGGCAAGGAAAAGGAGGAGACAGAAAGAGCCUAGCCUGGCCUUUGGGGUUCUUGGAAGGAGAGCCAACAGGGUCGGUCUCCCAUCCCUCUGCCAUCCUCCUUCUCCUCUGCUGGACUUUGCAAAAAGUAGGUGACCCUCAGCAUCUGGAAACAUGGCUUGCAUUUCCAUCUCCUUCUCCUCCAUCCUGGUCUUCUGCAUCCUGACUAUCAGCCUUGCAAAUGCUUUGGACUCUGGUCCGGCUGUGGUUUCCAGCCUCCCCGAAGUAGCCAACACCUUCCCAAGCCGGGAUGCUUGGACGCCACAGCUGCGAGCCACAACGCACCGCCGCCGGCAUGGCUCCCGCAAGCACAACGGGCUCCGUCUGGACCCCAGACCCCGGGGACUUCCCGAAAAGGCUGCCCCACGGCUCUUGAGUUGGCCUGCCUUGGGUCAAGAGCUGGGAUCGUGGGAGCAGCCGGCUGGCCUCCGGCAAAAAGAGGUCUUCCUGGGCUUUGGAUUCCCAUACCCUGAGCAGGAGAAUCAUGCACCGGGAUCGGAGAGGGGGAAGAAACAGAACCGGGAGCACCGGCGGCAUGGACGAAGAGACAGGUUGAGGCAGCACCAAGGAAGAACAUCGGACCCGGGUCCGAGCGCACUGUACAAGAAGCCAGAAAACUUGGAAGAGCGGCUGCAGAACCUCCACUUAGAAGGGUCUUCCGGAGGGUCAGUUCCAACUUCCCUGCUUGGGUCGACCCCAAAACCAUUGACGGAGGAGCCUCUUCAUCUCCAAGCUACCUCCCCUCGACCUCGGGCCCGGCUCAGGCCAGACGGAGACGUGAUGCCCACCCUGGACAUGACCCUCUUCGACUGGACCGAUUACGAAGACCUCCGGCCGGAGAUGUGGUCAUUAGUCCGGAAAAAAGAUAAACGACGAAGUAAACAGAGCGGCAACGAAACAGCGCCGGCUGAAGGGGAGCCUUGCGAUCAUCACCUCGAUUGCCUCCCAGGCUGCUGUUGCGACUUGCGCGAACAUCUUUGCAAACCCCACAACCGAGGUCUUAACAAUAAAUGCUAUGACGACUGCAUGUGCACAGAAGGCUUGCGCUGCUACGCCAAAUUCCACCGCAACCGGAGGGUGAUCCGACGGAAAGGCCGCUGUGUGGAGCCCGAAUCGGCCGACGGAGACCAAGGAUCCUUUAUUAACAUUUAGAAGGGUCCCCUUUGGGUGCCUUUUGUUUUUCCUUUUGGUCCAAAAGUGGGCCAAGCAUUAAUUUAUAACUAGGAUCUGGAAAGGCGGAAGACUCACCAAAGGACUGGGAUGCUGCAAACUGAGCUGGGACUUUGCAACGUUUCUGCAGAACCUCCAUCAUAAAUUCACUUUAUAUCUUCUUUAAAUGGACUUAAGUUUGAAUUCUGGAUAUUCCCUGAUUCGUUUCGGAUGGUCCCCUUGAUGCUUUAAGUUUUAGAGAUGGGAUCCCUUGAUAAUAUUUUUGCUGUAUGAUCCUCUUCUAGAUGCUUUAUAGAGUCCAUUAUUCCAGCUGGAUGCUUGACAUUGUAUUACUGCAGUAAACACAUGCCAUUUAUGGGUUAAUAAGUUGUUCUAUUGUUGUUAAGUGAGUAUUCCCAAGGACCUAACUUUCCUGGUUAGUCUUGUCUUUUAUUAUUUGGCAAAAGGAGCAAUAUUUUUGGACCCAAAUGGCAGGGGUAAUUUUCGGCCGUAUGCCCCUAAAUAAAGAUAACCCAUUGCAAAAUGGCAGCGUGACCAAUUUCUGAAGGCAUUCAAUAUGAUUUUGCAUCAUUGCACCUUGAAGAAUCGGAGACAGCUCCAUCAACCGUUCGCAUUUUCCUGCCUGUUUGCAGCAGCUAACUCCUUUGGCGAGCUCCUUCCAUUUCCAUUCAUUUAUCAUUCUUUUAGAAGAUUUGAGAUAUAGGGAUGGAGGGUAUUUUCUCAACAGAGAGGAACAGGACGUUCCGGGGAAAAGGAAAAAACGGACCCACUCCUGUUCCUCCUUUUAGUAACAAUGCCGUUUUUGUGCUUGCAUGUUCCUAUUUGGAUGAGCUGUAAAUAAAGAGAUAGUUAUCCUUCACACAAAAAGCUCCUCGGCAUCUUCUUUGUUUCCGAUCCGCAUCUGGUUCACACUUGCGUGAAAUCGAUUUAUCCAAAAAGGUGCAUCAAAAAGAUGCAGUUUAAACGGGUCUAGCGCAUGGGGUGCCCUCUCCGAAUCGCUGUUCAAGUGCAAACCGUUUAAACCGGGUUCAUACCAAUUUGCGAUCCGGUUUAAAAGGUAGUGGGAAUGAGGCCAGAGACUGGCAAAUACCUCUCCAAGGUUUCAAAGGAAAGUGUCCUCUGACUUUCGGCACGCAAAGCACUCUCCCAUUGAGCUAUGCUUUCCCCCUAAAUAUAAAGUCAAGUUUCCAGUCCUCUUGGUUGCAAAUAAAGGGCAUAGGCAAAUAAAUGCCUUUAGUCCAUCUCUCAUAAAUGUGUAUAUUGACCA
Molecule: messenger RNA, 2724 nt
Organism: Sceloporus undulatus (fence lizard)
Lineage: Eukaryota; Metazoa; Chordata; Lepidosauria; Squamata; Phrynosomatidae
Gene: DRAXIN
Product: dorsal inhibitory axon guidance protein
Exons: 7
Coding region: 402-1439 (345 amino acids)
Biological process (GO): axon guidance; Wnt signaling pathway
Cellular component (GO): extracellular region
Source: RefSeq, a predicted model, not a curated record